AUGGCAGUUCGGAGUGAAUUGGGCUCUAAAUGGUUGAGAGUGGUCCCGAGCAUCGUCUCUGGUACCAGAAUGGAUGAUGUUGGCGUUCGUGUUAGAUUGGGGUUACGAAGUAUGAUUCCAAGUGUAGUGGUGCAAAGACCUGAUGGAUACACAAUGGUUUUUUGGGCCCAAGGACGCUCUUUGGCGUUGGACGUAACUUUUCUCUACACAAUGGCCAAAGGAUAUAUAGAUUUUACGUCAAUGGAGGCUGGGACCGAUGCGAUAAAUAAGCUUUCAAUCCCAGUUCUCAAGGAACCAUCCGGCAUUUCUGCGCAUGAUGGUAGGCGCCCGGACGGAUGCACACCAAUACCUUGGAGAGCCGGUAGAUGUUUGGCGUGGGAUGUUACGGUUCCUCACACCCUUGCUGAACGAUAUGUAAACCUGACAAGUAAAGAAUGCGGUUUGGCCGCGGCCAGGGCAGCGGACGAGAAAAUGAAAAAAUAUGGGAACGCCCUCCCCUCGAUGGAACUCUUGCCAAUAUAUAUCGAGCGCAAACAUUCAUCAUCAUCUGAUCUCUCUGUGGACAGCCUGGAGGACAAAACCAACGACAGCUCGGAUAUCCUACCUACCUGCUCGUUGGCCGCUAAGUUAAGAGGCGGCUCUUUCCGCAUAUCAAAACCGAAACAACCUGACGAAACGCCACCGACACCGCCGUCAAACUCCAAAGAACCCCGCCCUUUGUUGCCUUUGUUUAAAAAUCCUCUGCCCGUCUUCGGCAGCUUUCUUCGGCGAGAUCGGCGUACAAACAACGAACCCACCAAGGUACUGUCGGAGAAUCACUCGCCUUCAAAAAAAAAACCCGAAGUGAAAAGCGGCCAGACGGAGUCUGCAUUGAGAUCAUCGUGGAGACACGGCAUAGCUCAUUGGUUGCACUUAACAAGAACAUCUAACCUCAUAACAAAUAGCAACAGCGUUAACAACAACAGCAAUAAAAACAACAACAACAGCAACAGCAGGGCGGCAAAACAUCAUCAAGUCCGGAUGCACCAGGUGAACUCGAACAACACCGCCCCCAUGUGCAUCACCCUCAUAAGCAAUCAUGGUAGAAAAAGUAGUCUUACAAUAACAAACAAUAUCAUCACCAAGACUUCUCCCGGUUUUUAUGGGAAGCUGAAUGAAAAAUCAUUCGAACGAAUACCGAUCGUACAAAAGCAAUCGGACCACUUCAGACAGCAGCAGCAGUCGUUAUAUCAGCAACCACAAAUGCAACACAAUAGUAAAUUAUUGAGCAUCACUCAUGAUUUAAUAGAGGCAGCUGAAUCUCUCGUUUCAACGACGGCAACCACAACAACUUCAACGACGACAUUAUUUUACAACAUUCCAUCAACACUAUCAACAAUAAACAACACAACAUCAACAACAACAACAACCACAACACCGCAAAAUUGCAGACUAAACAACAACAAUGACGAUAACAACAACGGCAACAACAACUACAGCAACAGCAGAGAAUGUUCUAUGAGGCGGUUGGAACUGAGCAGACGAGCAACUGGAUGGGAGGAAUGUCCGAAAUGCAUGGACGCCAAUCAUUCCUCUGAUGAGGUAAAUAAUUUUUGUAUGCUAUAUUCCAAAAUCGAUACAGAGUCCAAUGCUGGCGACGAUGGACAACUGCACAAGUCUGGCUUCCACGUUGGGCUCGUCAAUACCAUGCCUCCUGGCCAACAACAUCACUUCAGCAGAGAGUUGGCCGGCAUCGUAGAAAGGAGGAAUGCGUGCAAGUUGAUGAGGAUGAUUGAAGUAAAAAUUUCGAAUGAAAAUCGGCUGUUCAAUUUGAAGCCUUCAAUUUUCAGCAAAAUCCGGAUCUACGAAAUUGCGUUCCGUAAAUAAAAACUUGUAACAAAACGCAAAUUUUUUUAUUACAGUACAAAAAUUUAUUGUUUGCGUGUUAUAAACUUCAAUUGUGCAGAUCAAGUUGCAAAUUAGUCUGAGGAUGAUAAGGUUGCAAAAACAUAUCAGUUAUUAAUUUCAAUAAUUAAUUUUGAAAGUUUAUUGGUCGUUUCAGAAUUUCAUUUUAUUUAUGAGGCAACUAUCAUGCUGAAAGAUUUUUAAUUAUUUGCGAGUAAACAUGUCCAGCGACGAAACCUGGCUGAUGAAUGAUAGAUAAUUUGAUGGCAACACAGAAUCAACAUUGACGUUGCAUACAAAUGACAAACACGCAUACACGUAACAAAUAAAGAUUACAAAACAACACACGAUGUAAUUGUUGUUUCGAACCACCCAACCAAUCAUUUCUCGACUUGGUCGACAUUCAAAUGCCUUAACAACGGCUGCACACUGGAGACAUCGGAAAGAUGAUUGAAAAGAAAAACAUUAGGCCAUAAUUUUUAUGAACAUAUUGCAUUCCAUUGUUUUUAAUGUUAAAAUGUCACCUGAAACAAAAAGUUCCAACCAAAAAGAUUGUUUCUAUUUCUUUCUUAAUUUUUUUAUAAAUUUCUUAUUAAUAUAUAUAUAUAUAUAUAUAUAUAUAUAUAUAUAUAUAUAUAAUGUGCGUGGUUUUUGUUUAUGUUAACAAAUUUUAAUCAGCUGUGUUGAUAACCUUUUGAUGAAUAAUUUUUAACUUUUGCAAUUUUUUAGAAGUACUAAUAGAGAGUAAUAAAGGUUUUCUUUCUUAUUUGUUUAAUGAGAAGUCGUUAAGAAGCAGACGGACAGAUUGAUUUUGAAGUGAUAAAUUUCUUGCUCAUUGUGUUUUUAUUAGUGUCAACCACCCACCCCACCCAUGCACGUUCUCGUUCAUUGCGCACCACCAGACAGACGCAUCUCCACACAUGUACAUAAUAUAAUAUUUGCAAGCAAGCACACGAGAUGAACACAGGACACAUGAAUUCAUCAUGUGGAUAAUAAUCCUCACCUGGUGUAAAGUUUUUCUAAUUUUUUAAAAUUAUUCUUUUUCAUUUAAAAAAAUAUUCGUUAUUAUUCCUUUUUUCAAACAUUUUUCAAACGUUGCAACAAAAUUUUAUACUCUAGGCUAGUUGUUUUAAGAUGGCGCAAAAUAAGCUCACCGUGCGUGAAUUUCUGAUUUAAAAUUCUUCAUUUCAAUAUUAUCACAAGAGAGGUGUCCAAACUACCAAGCAUUUUUUUGAACGUUGUCACUCAUUUGUCGUUGCAAUUCAAAUAUUUCGAUCAAUCCACCAUCGUGUAAGCGCUGAUGGAAAAAUUGAACUUUUGAAUUAAUUAAACGAACAAUCGUUUGAUUAACUAACUACUUAACGGACUCAAUCAAUUUUGUCUGCGGUUUCUCAUUUUGAUAAUUUAAAUUUCUAUUAGACAUUUGUUAAUGGAUCUAAAGCAUAGUCCGUCCUAACGUGCAAUUAACAUGAAUUAUUUGCCGUUUUAUGUUCCUUCAAGAGACAAUCCCAAGAGUUUCAUUAGUUUUCGAUCAGUUAAACAUUUCUUAGAUUAUUUCCAUUAUUUUACGCUAGUUUAUUUGUUAAUUUAUCAAUCGACCAAUGGGGAAUACAUGAUUUGUAUUGUAAUGACGUUACAUGAACAAUGUUGUAAUAUGUAUAUUAGGCACUUCUUUAGUUCUUAUCAUCUAAUUUGUUGUUUCGUUUUUAUUCUGUGAUAUUUAACACAUUACAAUAUUAAUGAAUUUUUAAAUUUGUUUGUGAUUUUUAUAUAAUUUUCAUUUUCUUUAUUUCACCCUUUCGGAAGGCUGUUGAAACCAUGUGGCAAAAAAUGAUGCUGGUUUGUAAAAAAUUGAUGGCUCUACUUGAAAAACGGAAAAAUAAAUAAGGAAUAUAUGCUUGAUUAAACAGUAACGAAAUUAAUAUUAUGCUUUCAAUGCAAUUCAAACUGAACAUCAUUCGACACUGCAUUAAACCAAAAUAAACCUGCCAAAUUAUAGAAUUAUUUGAAUUAUAAAGGGUUAUUUAUAAUGGAACAUAUUUAGAAGUGAAUUUGUUAUUAGAUUCAUUGUUUUGUUGCAUAUUUAAUUUUGUUUGAUGUUCGUAUUUAACAUCUUUAUCAAUCAUCGGUGUAUAUUAAAAGUCGUCAAGCUGAA
Helobdella robusta is the source of this 4039-nucleotide messenger RNA. RefSeq lists its product as hypothetical. NCBI's taxonomy places the organism in Eukaryota, Metazoa, Annelida, Clitellata, Rhynchobdellida, Glossiphoniidae. The coding region runs from base 1 to 1866 and encodes 621 amino acids. The transcript is spliced from 10 exons. The record is from RefSeq and is a predicted model, not a curated record.